GCGCCUUGCGGACAUAGAGUUGCCCUCCGUCACUCAUGGCGCCUCGUUCUACCCUUGUCUGGACUCUAUUGCAUGCCCCGCAAGAUGCCGUGCGCGAAGACGCCUUCGCGCUCUCAAGAGUGGAUCUUCCUGGCUUACAGGAUGGUGACGUACUACUGCAAAUGAUCUACCUCUCGAACGACCCCGCGCAGCGUGCGUGGAUCCAAAAGGACGGAGACGAAUCUCGCUCGUACACGCGGCCUAUACGCGAAGGAGAUGUGAUGCAUGCCUAUGGAAUCGCCAAGGUGAUAGAGAGCAAGUCCUCAAAAUAUCAAGUCGGGCAGCUCAUCAGGGCAUCUAUGGGAUGGAGGCAGUACCAUGUCAUGUCUGAACAUGCUGUGAUGCCGGUGCCGCAAAUACCGGGUCUCUCGCCGACGGUCGCAUUGGGAGCGCUCGGUGGACCGGCGCUUACUGCUUAUUUCGCGCUGUAUGACAUUUGCCACGUUACUCCGGAGCAGGUUGUACUGGUCUCAGGAGCUGCAGGUGCUACCGGAUCGGCAGCCAUUCAAAUUGCUAAGAAGAUCAUUGGGGCCAAACGCGUAAUUGGAAUCGCCGGUGGUCCACGCAAGUGUGCCUACGUCCGCGAAAUCGGAGCGGACGAAUGUUUGGAUUACAAAGCCCCUGGCUUCAAGGAAGCUCUGCACAAAGCGACGGAAGGUUUUGUGGAUGCCUAUCUGGACCUUGUUGGCGGCGACAUCCUGGAUGCCACUCUCUCUCGGAUGAAGCGUUACGGUCACAUAGCUGCCAUUGGUAGCAUCAGCACCUACAACGAUCCAAAACGGCCGUCGAUCACGAACUGGCAUGAAGUAAUUCAAAAUUCUCUGACAAUUCACGGCUUCAUCAUCGCAGACUAUGCGAACCGGUAUCCCGCAGCUAUCAAGGUGCUCGCACAGGCAAUCCAGGCUGGCAUAAUCGACGUGGAGGGUGGUGAGACCGUAUGCGAGGUCCCGUUCGACAAUGUGCCGCAAGUGUGGAGAGGGCUUUUCACGGGGGCUAAUCAGGGAAAGUUGAUCACGAAGGUGACGAAUCCUUGAGAGAGCACGGGGAGUUAAUAAGUAGCGUGGUGCUGAUGUGACUCGUGAGCGCCUAGUGUAGACUACGAAGCUGUUGCGUACGACUUUCCUACCGGUAUCCUGAUUGUAUGCCGC
Molecule: messenger RNA, 1187 nt
Organism: Punctularia strigosozonata HHB-11173 SS5
Lineage: Eukaryota; Fungi; Basidiomycota; Agaricomycetes; Corticiales; Punctulariaceae
Product: NAD(P)-binding protein
Exons: 5
Coding region: 36-1073 (345 amino acids)
Molecular function (GO): oxidoreductase activity, acting on the CH-CH group of donors, NAD or NADP as acceptor
Source: RefSeq, a predicted model, not a curated record